AUGUUGGAUUUAAUAUUAAAUAGUUGUGCACUAUCAAUUGUUAAAGACUGUGGUAUGCGUCUCAAUCAAGUUCUGGUGUAUCUUGGAUUUGAAUUUCCACAGAAACAAGCAUUUGAGCAGGCAGUUGGAAAUAUUCCCUCACCUUCCCCUGUUCAUAUUUCCAAAUCGUUGCAAUCUAUUGAAGUAAUUUUGAUGCUGUUGACAGCAAUUCCUUUGAAACAGUUUGGAAGGGUUUUCAAUUAUGGAAGUUAA
Molecule: messenger RNA, 252 nt
Organism: Lathyrus sativus (Indian pea)
Lineage: Eukaryota; Viridiplantae; Streptophyta; Magnoliopsida; Fabales; Fabaceae
Source: the annotation of a GenBank genome assembly